Maylandia zebra (zebra mbuna) is the source of this 2144-nucleotide messenger RNA. RefSeq names its product NADPH oxidase 4 (gene nox4). Gene Ontology annotation, cellular component: NADPH oxidase complex; plasma membrane. Lineage: Eukaryota; Metazoa; Chordata; Actinopteri; Cichliformes; Cichlidae. The record is from RefSeq and is a predicted model, not a curated record. Gene Ontology annotation, biological process: defense response; superoxide anion generation. Gene Ontology annotation, molecular function: superoxide-generating NAD(P)H oxidase activity.
CGGCUGCUCUGUGGACACUGCAGUCUGGCAUACAGACUGAGGCAGAGCUGCAGGGAGGACGAGUCUCUGAGAUCUUGACCGCACCGGAGCUUUGGUGAAAAGUUUGGGCAGCUGCUGAGCCCCUGAAGGCAUCAUGGUUGUGUCGGCGCGGAGCUGGGUGGCCAACGAAGGAGGGAAGUACUUCGUCCUGAUUCUGUGGCUGGGAGUUAACACCUGGCUGUUCAUCAGCACCUUCCUGCUCUACUUCACUGGACAGCAAUACCACUACCUCUACAAGAUGCUCGGGCUAGGAUUGUGCAUCAGCAGGGCAUCUGCAACUGUGCUAAACCUGAACUGCAGCUUGGUGCUUUUGCCCAUGUGCCGCUCUCUGGUGACCUUUGUACGAGGAACACGGAUGAUAUCAAGCAGAAAGACACGCAGACUGCUGGACAAGUCCAAGACCUUUCAUGUGGCGUGUGGCGUUGCCAUCUGCAUCUUUUCUGUUAUGCACGUUUCUGCCCACCUGGUUAAUGUUGUCAGAUUCAGUGUGAGAUACUCAGAUGACUUUCCGGCUCUCAAUUUGGCUCGCUACAGAGGAGAGGACCCCAUGCUGAUUAUUCUGACCACAAUCCCAGGAGUCACUGGUGUGCUGCUGGUCCUCAUCCUCUUCCUGAUGUUCAUAUCCUCCUCCUACUGUGUACGCAUGUCCAACUAUGAGAUCUUCUGGUACACACACAACCUCUUCAUUGUUUUCUACGUCAUCCUGAUGAUACACAUGGUUGGUGGAGCUCUAAAGUAUCAGACCAACAUAGAGGCACACCCCCCUGGUUGCUUCAGAGCCAACCAGAGCAGCACCGAGCAGCAGGGAGAUGAACUGGACACGAGUGAAGAAGAGGAGAGGCGAUGCAACGAGGACGCUCGCUUCCAGCCACAUUAUCCCCAGACGUGGCUGUGGGUGUCUGGUCCUCUCUGUCUCUACUGUGUGGAGCGUUUCUACCGCUACAUCCAGAGCCGUGACCCUGUUACCAUAGUGACAGUCAUCAGGCACCCUUGUGAUGUCGUGGAGUUGCGCAUGCUGAAAAAGAACUUCAAAGCUCGACCUGGACAGCAUAUUCUUCUUAACUGCCCAGGUGUCUCCUCAUUUGAGAACCAUCCCUUCACGCUCACAAUGUGUCCCACAGAGAACAAGGAAACUUUGGGCAUCCAUCUGCGAGUUGUGGGAGACUGGACUGAACGAUUCACACAGCUGCUGCUUCCUGAGCCAAGGAUAGACAUGGAGAUCCUUCCCAUGGCCCAAAAGAGGAGAUACCCCAAAGUUUAUGUUGAUGGGCCAUUUGGAGGUCCGUCAGAAGAGGUAUUCAACUAUGAUGUCAGUCUUUGUGUUGCCGGCGGAAUAGGAGUCACCCCGUUCGCCUGUGUGCUGCGGGCGCUGCUUGAUGGCUGGAUGGGUUUCAGGUUGCAGAGGUUGUAUUUUGUGUGGGUCUGCAAGGAACUCCAGUCGUUUUACUGGUUCGCAGAGCUGCUGUGUGCUCUGCAUCACAAGCUCUGGAACGAAAACAGACCGGACUACUUUAAUCUGAAACUGUAUAUCAGUCAACCAGACAGCUUGCAGAGCAUGUCUGAGGAGAAGUACCGCCCACUCACAUCAAGGAUGCAGAUUGGUCGGCCCAGGUGGAAGUUACUCUUUGAUGAAAUUGGAAAAUCCAACAAACAUAAACGUGUUGGUGUUUUCUGCUGCGGACCGAAGGGCAUCUCCAGGACUCUCCACCGACUGUGUAACUCACCUCAAUACAAUGGAACAACAUUCGAAUUCAACAAAGAGUCGUUCAGCUGAUUAAACUUUAGAGCUGGUGCUACACUGUCAGGGCAUAUCAGUAGAAGUCAUCUACUUUGGGGUAGAUGGCUUCUCAUUCAAUCAUGGGAAAAGUUUUUAGUUAAAUUAAAGUUCUUAGUACCUUUGGACAAUCAUGGUUGCUUAAAAAAAUCUUGGAUGGAUUUUCAUUUGAUAUAAAUACUGACUGUAAAGUUAAAUAAUGAUAGACUAUUUAUAUUCAAUCUCUGUACAUGUUUUCUAAAGGUCUGGCACAUCGAAACAGCCUGUUGGGUGCUUUAAAUAAGCUUCGACUUUGGUUUGUGACCCAAUCAACAUGUGAGAAAAGCUUGGA